This is a messenger RNA of Macroventuria anomochaeta, 2204 nucleotides long. RefSeq names its product 2-isopropylmalate synthase. Gene Ontology annotation, cellular component: mitochondrion. Lineage: Eukaryota; Fungi; Ascomycota; Dothideomycetes; Pleosporales; Didymellaceae. The record is from RefSeq and is a predicted model, not a curated record. Gene Ontology annotation, biological process: L-leucine biosynthetic process. The transcript has 2 exons. Gene Ontology annotation, molecular function: 2-isopropylmalate synthase activity. The coding region runs from base 362 to 2101 and encodes 579 amino acids.
AUACCCCCAAUCACCACGUUGCUCCCAAUCACCACGUUGCUGUGACUGGUUGACUUAGCUGCCACCAAUAACCCACCAUACACCAAUUGAUUGCGCCAAUUGGCCGUUGAAGGACAUCGAAAGCAAAGAUGCCUAUGCUCGCAGAGCCGUGGAAGAAGUACAAGGCGUUUAAGCCGCUGAACCUUCCAGACAGGACAUGGCCCAGCAAGACAAUCGAGAAGCCCCCAAGAUGGCUGUCAACGGAUCUGAGAGACGGUAAUCAGAGUCUGGUCGACCCUAUGGUUUGUUGGAACUGCAUGCUCUAUGGCAUUGAUGUACUUACGCUGGGCAGGACGGCGAGCAGAAGUGGGUGUACUUCCAGAUGCUCACAAGACUCGGCUACAAGGAGAUCGAAGUCUCCUUCCCCUCCGCCUCGCAAACCGACUUCGACUUCACACAGCGCCUGGUCCAAACUCCCGGUAUAGUACCCGACGAUGUCUGGCUGCAAGUCCUGUCGCCGUGCCGCAAAGAGCUCAUCCGCCGCACCGUCGACUCCCUCAAGGGCGCGAAGCAGGCCAUUCUCCACCUGUACCUCGCGACCAGCCCGUGCUUCCAGCAGAUCGUCUUCAACAUGAACGACGAGGAGACACUCGCCCUGGCAGUCGAGUGCACAAAGUACGCGAGAUCAAUCACCAAGGACGACCCAGAGCAGGCAGGAACGCAUUGGCACUACGAGUUCUCGCCCGAGACGUUCUCCGACUCCAAGCCUGAGUUUGCGCUGGAGGUCUGCGAGGCAGUCAAGGCUGCGUGGGAGCCUACGGUCGAGGACCCCAUCAUCUUCAACCUGCCGGCGACGGUCGAGAUGGCUACGCCGAACGUCUACGCCGAUCAGAUCGAGUUCUUCUGCAGGAAUAUCACCGAGCGCGAGAAGAUCUGCGUGUCUCUGCACCCCCACAACGACCGUGGCUGCGCCGUCGCAGCGGCAGAACUCGCACAGAUGGCUGGCGCGGACCGUGUAGAAGGCACCCUGUUUGGUAAUGGCGAGCGCACUGGCAAUGUCGACCUCGUGACCCUCGGGCUCAACCUGUACACGCAGGGUGUCCACCCCAAGAUCGACUUUUCCGACCUAAAAUCCAUCAUCGACAUGGUCGAGACCUGCAACAAGAUCCCCAUCCACCCGCGCGCCCCUUACGGCGGCCAGCUCGUCGUCUGCGCCUUCUCCGGCUCGCAUCAAGACGCCAUCAAGAAGGGCUUCCAGAAGCGCAAGCAAGAAGACGCAACCAACGAAUCCCCCUGGCAGAUCCCCUACCUGCCCCUCGACCCGCAGGACAUCGGCCGCACAUACGAAGCCAUCAUCCGCGUCAACUCGCAAUCCGGCAAGGGCGGCGUGGCCUGGAUCAUCCAGCGCCAGCUGGAGCUCGACCUGCCGCGCGGCUUGCAAAUCGCCUUCUCCAGGAUCGUGCAGAAGGAGACGGAUAGCCUUGGCCGCGAGCUGCUGCCCACAGAGAUCACAAAGCUGUUCGAGAAAGCGUACCAUCUCAAGCGCAACCCGCGCUUCGGCCUCAUCGACUACGACAUCGUGGCCGACCGCUCCAAGACCCCCGAGCCGCCGCAGGAGGGCAAGACCAACAAGACUUCAAACCUGCGCCGUAUCUUCAAGGGCGUUCUCGAGAUCGACGGCCAGGAGCACAAAAUCCAGGGAAGUGGCAACGGCGCUAUUUCGUCUCUGGCCGAUGCGCUGAGGGGUCUGGGAAUCGAGCUGGAUGUUGUGGAUUACAACGAGCACACAAUCGGCACGAACAAGGAUGCCAAGGCUGCGACGUACAUUGGAUGUGUCGUUGCGGGUGGAAGCCAGAAGGUGUGGGGUGUGGGUAUUCACCAUGAUGUUGUGCAGGCGUCUUUGAUUGCGCUGUUGAGUGCGGCUUCUUCGUUCUUGUCUUCGAGACCGAGCACUCCGAUUCCGUUUAGACCGAAGAGGUCGAACACUUUGGAGAUCCCGAGUAUUGAGGGCAGCCCCCUGAGAACUGGUGAGAGUGCUGACAAGCAGAAUGGCACACAUGUUGAGAAGUUGGAGGCGAUGGUAAGCGGCGAGCAGGCUGAUGUCAAGAGUGCGGGUGUCUGAUCGAUCAAUUACUGACUUCUCUUAUUCUUCUUCUUCUUCUUCUUCUUCUUCUUCUUCGGUUCAAUCUCAAGUUGAAAUCGCAUUGGUAUUGGAGCUUGGUGUU